This is a messenger RNA of Moneuplotes crassus, 702 nucleotides long. The record is from the annotation of a GenBank genome assembly. Lineage: Eukaryota; Ciliophora; Spirotrichea; Euplotida; Euplotidae.
UUUGAAUUUUUCUAAAGAAACAUGGAGGAUUUUAAGCAAAAAAUCGAUGAUCUGAACAAAGAGUGUCAUGAAAUAGAGCUACUCAAAACUGUGGAAGAGAAGACCAAAGUGAAGGCAAUCUACAUUGUCCUUGCUGGCUUGGUUUGCCUCAUUGGGCUUAUGCUUGCUGGUUACUUCGAUCAAUUCUUGGCAAAUAUGUGAGGUUGUGCAUAUCCUUUGUACAAAUCUAUCAAGUCUCUCGAAAGUCCAUCUGUUAAUGACGACAAGCAGUGGCUGACUUAUUGGACUGUAUACGGACUGUUCAUGAUACUCGAUGAUUAUAGUGACUUUAUUACAGACUACAUCCCUUAUUUCUUCCUCCUCAAGCUGAUGUUUUUCAUUUGGCUGUUUGCACCUACUACUAGAGGAGCUAUGCUUUUGUAUAACACCAUCAUCAAGAAAGUGUUUGUGAACUACUCCGAAAAAAUUGAUAAAGCAAUCACCAAGUUUCUAGGUGAAUCUAAGGAGCUUGCAGAUGAGAUCAAGGAUAAGGCCACUGAUAGACAAACACUCACCAGACUCUUAUCUAUUACUAACAAGAUCGCUGAUGCUGGUAAGCCAAAGGCUGAUGAUGAUACUAUUGAGGAUGAUGAUACUGAUUUGUUCAAGAAUAUCCUUGAGACAAAAGAGCCUCAGGAAAUUCCUGAUAAGAAGAAAGAUUAA